Penaeus vannamei (Pacific white shrimp) is the source of this 1625-nucleotide messenger RNA. The record is from RefSeq and is a predicted model, not a curated record. Lineage: Eukaryota; Metazoa; Arthropoda; Malacostraca; Decapoda; Penaeidae.
AAAAUUCUACAACUGGGCCUCACUCGCGAAGGCCUCUCGUUCGCGCAGGUUGAAGAACUGCUGGAAAAGGUUGUGAAAUACAGCGUCAAAACACAACACCCGCAUUUCUACAACCAGCAGUACGGGGGCAUCGAUGAAGUGGCUCUGACAGGGGCUUGGCUCACGGAUGCUCUCAACACCAACCAACACACAUAUGAGGUAGCGCCGGUGUUCAUCCUGAUGGAGCGUUUCAUCAUCCAACAUAUGAUAUCUCUCUUCGGAUGGCCAGAGGGUGACGGCAUAUUCUCCGGAGGUGGAAGCAUGAGUAACAUGUAUGGAAUGCUGCUGGCCAGAUACCGCCUUUACCCUGAUGUCAAACGGACUGGAAUUUUCGGCAGGAAGCCUCUCGUCAUCUUUACUUCAGACCAGAGCCAUUACUCAUUCGCGAAAGGCGCCUCGGUGAUGGGUAUAGGCAUGGACAAUGUGAUUUCUGUAGCUACGGACUCCUGUGGCAGGAUGCUACCUCAGGCUCUUCGAGAGGAGGUGGCCAAAGCAAGAGCUAGAGGAGGAGAGCCUUUCUUUGUCAAUGCAUCUGCAGGAACCACUGUCCUUGGCUCCUUUGAUCCCUUUGAGGAUAUUGCUGACGUGUGCCAAGAAGAGGGUCUGUGGAUGCAUAUUGAUGCCUGCUGGGGAGGAAGUGUCAUUCUCUCAAAGACUCACCGUCAUAAUCUGAACGGCAUACAGAGGGCAGAUUCUGUUUCCUGGAAUCCACACAAGAUGAUUGGUACAACAUUGCAGUGCUCCCCAUUCUUUGUGAGACAUAAAGGACUGCUCCAUGAAUGCAACUCUGCAAGUGCCACAUACCUAUUCCAACAAGACAAGUUCUAUGAUGUAAGUUAUGACACUGGAGACAAGAGCAUCCAGUGUGGGCGGAAAGUUGAUGCUUUUAAGCUGUACUUCCUGCUUAGCACAAAAGGAAUGGAUUUAGUAGAGAAGAAAAUUGAUGCUGCUUUCAGUGCUUCUGAUUACCUGAAUGAGCAAUUGGGAGUGCGUCCAGGAUUCAGACGUGUUAUAGAGAAACCCCAGUGUACCAAUACAUGUUUCUGGUACAUACCUCCAAGUCUCCGAGACCAGCCUGAGACACCAGAGUGGUGGGAAAAGCUAUCUAAGGUUCCUUCAAUAAUUAAGGCUCGGAUGGUCCAAGAAGGUACCAUGAUGAUUGGCUACCAGCCUCUCGCAUCUAAGAACUUGGUCAACUUUUUCCGUCUAGUAAACACUUCUACGCCAAUGACCACCAAUGCUGAUAUGGAUUUUGUACUAGAUGAAAUCGAAAGAUUAGGUAAAGACUUGUAGAGUACUUCAAAGUUUGCAAGGGUCAAUAAAACAAGUGUGAGGAAUAAAUUGUGCAGGUUUUGUUUGAGGUUUCCUAGGUUCAUUAUUUGACUAUUGUAGUGUAUUGAGACAUCUGAAAAUUUACUGUCCAUCUUUUCUAAAAAAAAAUAAGGAUGCUAAGUACUUGCCUGUAAAUAAAUACCUGCAUUUGUUAAAAAUCUGAAAUAUAAAAAUACUUUUAUUAAUAUUUUGUUGGUAAUAUUAAUAUAAAAGUAAUAAAAAUUGACCCUUGUACAAUAAAAUUAUUUGAAUAA